AUGGCGGAUCUGCAAGCACUGCUACGAAAUGAAAAAAAUAUGUUGAUGCAAGAAAUAGCUCCCAAACCACCCUACGCACAAUCCAUCGCACUCCUCCCUUAUCCCCCGGGCUAUCUGACCCCUAAGUUCAGCAAAUUUGAUGCGAGGAAAGGGAACCCGCGGGAGCAUGUAGUGUGGUUUAUUAAAGCUUUGGGGCCCUUUAGAAACGAUCACACACUGCGACUUAGAGAGUUCUCAAAAACUCUCACAGAUAGGGCCUACAAAUGGUAUGCGAAUUUAGAGUCCAGGUCGCUCACUACUUGGAACCAAUUAGCCACGAUUUUCCAAUUGAAGUUCUUUCAGGCAGAGGAAAGGGUGACUACUCUUUCUUUGAUUAAGGAGAUUCAGGGUCCUGGUGAAGACUUGCUUACACAUGGCGCUACGCAAGAAAAGUACCGAGGCAGACGUAGACCUCAGGUUUCGGCUGCAGAUGAGCCGAACAGCAAAAGGAAUACGAGGCCAGCCCGCGCCCCUCGAGCAAAGAAUCCGGACGAGGCACCUCCUCCGUUCCCAUGCACCCCGGAAGAGGUGGAAACCAUUCUUAAGAAGUGGAUCCAACAUGGAGAUAUCAGACUGCCUGAGGUUCUUCGCGAGCCUACUGCAGAAGAAAUGGCUUACCCCAAAUACUGCAUGUAUCAGUGGCAUACUCGCCACCCUACCUACGAUUGUUGGGCUUUGCGAAAUACUUUCCAUAGACAGAUUGCUAAUGGCAAACUCAUCCUCCCUCCCAGGGAUGUAAGGGAGGAACCAUUUCCUGCACAUGAUCAAGGAGCUGCAAUGAUGGUCUCCGGCGUAGUGAAUGACGGAGAACGAGUUCAGGAGGAUGUUUCCUUGCCUAGCAAUGACUACCAUCAGCAUAGGGACAGUGUCACCCAGGUCGCGCUGGUAAGGGAAGACGAUCUCGAUGCAUUCCGCUUGUUGGAAACCGCACCAGUCAAAAAUAUCGUUCAAAAGAUGGAUUUCUCUCCUCUUGCUCAGAAAGAAAUUGCUAAGUUCCUGUGGUUGGCGGCGAAGGAGGGUGUAAAGGAAGUUGCGUCGAUCAUAUCACUCCCAGUACCUCAGAGAUCGACCGGGUCGGCCAUAGUCUUUACUGAAAAAGACAAAUGUGUUCCUACACCGCACAACAGGCUGUUGUAUGUUACGGCCUCUCUCAAUGAGGUCAAACUUAAGCAGGCGUUUCUUGACAAUGGUUCAUCCCUCAAUAUCAUGCCGUUGGAAAUCUUCCGUCGCAUUGGACUGCCAAGCGAGAAGCUUAUCCAGAAGUCGACUGAAAUUACCGGGUUUGGGAGUGAUAUUCGAAGAACUAAGGGAUAUGUGACAACCGAGUUGGUUAUUGGAAAAUUCAAAGGCCCAGUUAAGUUCCAUUUCAUUGAUUCAGACAUUUCUUAUCACUUACUUAUGGGUCGCGGUUGGAUGCAUAAGUUUGGAAUUGUUCCAUCUUCGUACCACCAGUGUAUGAAGGGGUUCUGGAACGGGAAGCAAGUAACGAUCCGCUGUUCUGAUCGACCAUUCACCAACAGGGAGUCUCAUAUGGUGGAGGUUGCAUUAUUUAAUGAACUAGAGGAGGCGGAGGAACCCCAACCAUUGAAGGCUUACCCUCUACCGAAGUGGGAGGCCAUCGACCGACAGGGAAGUGAAAAGAUGCCAGGAGCGAAUACCAGUCAGAAGGGGCCGACCGUUUGCAAGAGAAUACGUCUGGCCAACGGGAGGAUCGCCGACCGCUUAUAA
Molecule: messenger RNA, 1767 nt
Organism: Cornus florida
Lineage: Eukaryota; Viridiplantae; Streptophyta; Magnoliopsida; Cornales; Cornaceae
Exons: 2
Coding region: 1-1767 (588 amino acids)
Source: RefSeq, a predicted model, not a curated record